AUGGCUCCUAAAAAACGUCGACAACAAAAUAAUAAAGAAAAUACAGAUGAAAAUGUCAAAAAUCUAAAACUUGAUCCAAUAUCAAUACAAUCAAUUAUUAAUCAAAAUCUUGAACAAUUUGAAAAUGAUUUUAAUCAACACUAUAAACAAUAUGAAAAUAAAAUUCAAGAAAAAUUAGCUUUUGUUCAUAAGGAAUUCGAUAAAUAUAUGCAAACACAUGAAUCACAAACAAAAUUAGCUCGAUUACUUGAUCAACAAAUAACACGUAUCAAUCAACAACAACAAACAAGUGGUAUUAAAAUUUCACAAUGUCAAGAAUUACUUGAUAAAACAAGUGAUUUAAUGAAUGCUUCAUCAUCAGAUACAUCACGAACAAAAACAUAUCUUAUUGGAGAAUUACAAAUGUUACCAAUUGGUAAUGGUAAUAAAUGA
This is a messenger RNA of Rotaria sordida, 432 nucleotides long. The record is from the annotation of a GenBank genome assembly. Lineage: Eukaryota; Metazoa; Rotifera; Eurotatoria; Philodinida; Philodinidae.